Paramuricea clavata is the source of this 2764-nucleotide messenger RNA. The record is from the annotation of a GenBank genome assembly. Lineage: Eukaryota; Metazoa; Cnidaria; Anthozoa; Malacalcyonacea; Plexauridae.
UGGACAACCCUCAACGUGAUUUUUUACAAACCAAAACAAUUCUUCUUCACACUCUCCAUAAAACUUAAUAUCACUUACCAAAGAUUCUCAACACAGACCACAGUUUCAAACACCCAAGCUGAGAACUGACUUUCGUCACUUUGCGUGUUCUAAAAUGUGGAAAGCAAUAUAUCACCAUCAAAUAUAAAUAGAGUGUAAAAGAACCACACCACGGGCAGGAAAUUGAAAAUGUACAUGCAGGAAAUUGCGGGAAAGUGCUCAUAUCUUUUUAUACAAAAUGUUUCCGAUUAACAAAUAUUAGCAAAUGUAGCUUUUAUUGUAACAAACCACUCAGAGUUAUUCAAACAUAUUGAAACUAGUUAACAUUCGGUUUGCAAGCUGUUAGACUGAGGUUUUAAUUAAACUGAGCAUUUUGAUAAUUCUAUGAUAAUUCUUAGUGAUGUUGCUUUGGUCAUGUCAUUGUUGCCUAGAAAACACGCAGUAUGUCAAAACAACGCAAACAUUAUUUAAUAUUGCACCUAAUGCGCAUCCUGAUGGUAUUGUCAAUAUUCGAUGGACAAAAUUAAUUAGUGCUAAUUUUGCUAAUUGGUGUUAUUAAGUAGGGCAAAAGCAACCUCGUUCCCAGGCUCUUUCCUCUACGCUCCUACACGACCACAAUAUUCAUCUUACAUAAAGUUUUUCUCCACCACAAUGCAAGAUGGCCGACAAUUCAAGCGCGUCGACAUCAAAAGUCGGUCAAAUACAAACAAAUAUGGCAGCAAAAGUUACAGCUAGCAGCACUAAAGCAACUACUUCAGCUGUAAAAGAAAGCGAUGUUAAACAGAAAGCAGGAGGCUCAUCUCUCGCUGAUUUUUUACUGCAUUUAGAUGAUUACACACCUACGGUAUAUUUACGAUUGGAAUAUUUCAUUUUAGUAUUCUUUUAUAUUCAAAGACAAUGGAUUGUAUAUAACUGUAUAAAACACCUCUAAAGAAUGAAAUUUCAACUAUAAGUCAGUAUGCUUUUUAAAGUUUCAUUAUAUUGAUAUAUUCGAAUCUUAGAUUCCCGAUGCAGUGACAUCCUACUAUUUAAAUAGAUCUGGAUUCGAAACGACUGAUCCGAGAUUGUAAGUAUAGCAAUACAUUAUAUACACUCAAGUGUGACAAUAUUUAAAAUACUCAUUACCAGUCACUCAUUUUGUAGCUUGUUUUAUUGCAAUAAAUGUUGCUGUAGCCUUUGACCCAUAACACAAAUCGCAAUUUGUCGCUUUUUCCCAGUCAGAAGCUGUCGUUUGUCGCUCUUUUUUAGAUAGUCUGUCGCUCUUUUUAAGGAAUGUCGCCUGUCAGUCAUAAGCCCUUGGUGGGCCUCACUUAUAAUCGUAUUUAAGUAAUGUAAAGCAUUCACAUCCAGUCUGUACCUGAUUUACUAUAGCUUGCCUUUGACUCACCUUAUAAUAAUAUUAAUUAAUAAACUACAAUAUGGUAUAUAUUAACCAUUUACCAUAUUUUUCUUAGGGUGAGACUGAUCUCCCUUGCUGCACAGAAAUUUGUUUCUGACAUUGCAAAUGACGCUUUACAACACUGCAAGAUGCGAGGAUCUGUACAGAGUUCCAGGAAAUCUGGCAAAGUGAGUGGUGUUUGUUCCCCAGCAGUGGUUUCCUGAUUACAUACCUUUCAUGAAGUACGCCUCCUGCUUUUAAUAUUGCCAAAAAAUCCAUAAUUUAUUCUCAUUUCAGGAUAAGCACUAUACCUUGACAAUGGAAGACUUGACACCAGCCCUGGCAGAAUCUGGAAUUAACGUGAAGAAGCCACCAUACUUUGUAUAAUAAACUCAAUACUACGUUGUGUACAUACCAUAAAACUACAAUAGUUUAUUUUGGUUUGAAUAAAAGUAUUCAAUUGUACAAACUUCAUAGUUUUAUGAAAUAAUGUCAGGUAGUCACUAUUCUCCCAAACAUUAUAUUUCUAAUUUUAAUUUAUUGUUACAUACAAAACUACUUUUCUAAUGUAUCUUGGGGUUUGAUUGUAUCAAUCCUUGUGUAUUUGUAUUUGUCAUCAACUCAAUUUGGAAUAAAUUACAGUUUAUUUACAAAUGCUAUCAUUUUCAUUCAAAAUAAUCAUGGUUUAUGCAGAUCUGCUUGGAAGCUAGCUAAAACAGCAAGUAGUCUACAAUAUGGUUGGUAUGAAAUUUCUUUUAGUAUUUCAGCAAUCAUUAAUAAAAGUGAAGUUUCAUGAGUCAGUAUUCUAUGUUUCUGUCUUUAGCUACCCUGGAUUCCAGAACCUUCGACAGUAAAUAAUAAAUUGAAACGUUGCGAAGGCUCUGGUUCAACGGGAAGAUUCUUUGAUUAAACCGUGCCAAUCACAAAACAGAAUUAGUGGUUUUAGUACAGAUUCUGUACUAAAACCACUAAUUCUGUUUUGUGAUUGACGCGGUUUAAUCAAAGAAUCUCCCCGUUGAACCAGAGCCUUCGCGACGUUUCAAUUUAUUAUUUACUGAAGGCUCUGGAAUCCAAGGUAGUCUUUAGCAUGCAUUAUCAGAAAAUAGAAGACUAUUAUGUUGCCUAUAUCUUGCAAAGUUUGAAUGAAUUGGUGGACAGACUUGCUGUCACUUUUCUGCUGACUCGUAUGAGUGUGUCAAUUAAUAUUGAUGUCUGGGGUAUAAUUACAAAAUAUCAAAAAACAGACUUGACAUUGCACCACUUAUCGUAACAUCCUAAAUGCCUAUGUAAGUCCACGAUCAUCUUCAUGUGAAAGUAUCUCGUGUCCUUCGACAGUUUGACGAAUCU